Mangifera indica (mango) is the source of this 1564-nucleotide messenger RNA. RefSeq names its product probable cinnamyl alcohol dehydrogenase 9. Gene Ontology annotation, molecular function: cinnamyl-alcohol dehydrogenase activity; zinc ion binding. Gene Ontology annotation, biological process: lignin biosynthetic process. The transcript has 5 exons. Lineage: Eukaryota; Viridiplantae; Streptophyta; Magnoliopsida; Sapindales; Anacardiaceae. The record is from RefSeq and is a predicted model, not a curated record. Bases 157 to 1233 code for a protein of 358 amino acids.
ACUCGUGCAUUAUUAACGUGGACAAUAGUCAAGUUACAUCAAGACUGUUCCUGUUCCAGUUCUCUCCUCUACAUAGAUACACUCUAGCUUCUUCUGUACUGAACACAUUUCCUCACUCUACUCAUCAAGAAAUACUUACAGAGUGUAGAGAUAAGAAUGGCGAAAUCUCCAGAAGAAGAGCACCCACAAAAGGCUCUUGGUUGGGCUGCCAGGGAUAGCUCUGGAGUCCUCUCUCCUUUCCAUUUCUCCAGAAGAGAAAACGGCGAUGACGAUGUCACCAUCAAAAUCCUUUACUGUGGAGUUUGUCAUUCUGACUUGCAUUCUUGCAAAAGUGAAUGGGGUGUCUCCAAUUACCCUCUCGUUCCUGGGCAUGAAAUUGUUGGUGUUGUGACGAAAGUUGGGAAAGCAGUGACAAAAUUCAAAGUGGACGACAAGGUUGGUGUUGGUGUCAUGGUGAGCUCCUGCAAGAAUUGUGACUGCUGCAAGCAGGAUUUGGAGAAUUACUGUCCUAACAUGAUAUUAACCUAUAACUCCAUUAAUCAUGAUGGGACAAAAACUUAUGGAGGUUAUUCUGAUAUGAUCAUUGUUGAUCAGCAUUAUGUGCUUCGCUUUCCUGACAACUUGCCUCUUGAUGCGGGUGCUCCACUGUUGUGUGCGGGUAUCACAGUAUACAGCCCAAUGAAGUAUUAUGGAAUGACUGAGGCUGGCAAGCAUUUGGGUGUAGCAGGGCUUGGUGGGCUUGGUCAUGUUGCUGUGAAAAUUGGUAAGGCCAUGGGGUUGAAAGUAACCGUCAUCAGUACCUCCCUAAAGAAGGAGAGCGAAGCAAUCAAUAGACUUGGUGCCGAUUCGUUCCUUGUUAGCACUGAUCCUGCAAAACUUAAGGCAGCCACAGGCACCAUGGAUUACAUCAUUGAUACUGUGUCUGCAGUUCAUCCCCUGCUUCCACUACUCAGUCUUUUGAAGGUUAAUGGAAAACUGAUCACCGUGGGCUUGCCUGAGAAGCCUCUAGAGCUGCCUAUUUUUCCUUUAGUCUUGGGGCGGAGGCUUGUCGGUGGAAGUGAAGUUGGAGGGAUCAAGGAGACUCAGGAAAUGCUUGACUUUUGUGCCAAGAACAAUAUUACUGCUGACAUUGAGGUGAUCAAGAUGGAGCAAAUCAACACAGCCAUGGAGAGGCUUGCAAAAUCUGAUGUGAGGUAUCGAUUUGUGAUCGAUGUGGGCAACUCCAAGCUGUAGGUUGGUUACAAUCCAUGGCCUGCUACAAGUCUUUUAUCCUAUGGCCUAAAUAAAUACCAGAGUAAGUUUCAGUUUUAUGGUUUGCUAUAUGUUAUGAAAGUGGAUGAACAGAAAAGAUAAUAUCCGUCUGUGUCUUGGACUUGUGUUGGCCUCCAGUUUGGUUCAACUGAGAAUAAUUUUGUCGUUAUCUAGUUGCCUAUGGGCAUGCCAUCAACGAAGAAUAAUUUUGUUGUUAUCUAGUUACCUAUGGGCCAUGACAUCUCGAUAAUCGUAUUGUGCUUUCCUGUCAGUCAUUAUUAAUAUGGAAAGUUGCACCAGUUUCAUUUCCCCA